AGGAGCGGCCGAGCGGCGGAGCUCAGAGCCGGAGCGCCGCGCGGAGGAACACGGAGCUCCCCGAGAAAUGCGUCACUCUCUGAGGAACAGAAUCGACGAGCGAAGCAGCAAAAGAAGUCUUCAGGUCUGAAGGCAUCCUCGCCGUGAACAUCCAGCUCCUGUAAACGGACAAACCCUCCUUCCUGCUGGCAAAUUAAACCUUCACAGGAACAUGGAAGCUGCAGAGAACCCGGUCCUGGAGUCCAGGGCGGAGAGGAUCGCCCGCUACAAAGCCGAGAGGAGGCGAGAACUGGCCGAACGCUUCGGCGCCGUGGAGGAGCUUCCCUCCAAAUGUGUGAGGAGGGACGAGAGAGGGCUGACCCAAACCCCGGGAGGGGCGCUGAACUCAGACGACCUCGGCGAACGGAUAAACGGCCGAACCCAAGAAGCUCAAAAUGGAUUGGAAGCAGACGUUCCUGCAGAAGACGACUCCCUGAGAAGCCAGGACUCUGGUCUGGGUCUGGACGGCCCGCAGCUCCGCACUCGGGUGUCGGUGGGUCAGUUACGAAGCGCCCUCCUGCAGCAGACGGAGAGCGGAGCGGAGCCGGACAAAGACCUCGACGCCGGACGAUCCACGUUCUCUCUGGACCUGGCGGUGAAGCCGGGCUCUGAGGGGGGCCGGCGGCGCGCCCGGCGGUACCUUCCUGGCGUGUCGGGCAGCGGGCGCAAGUCCGGCGAGCGCUUCAGGACGCAGCCGAUCACAGCCGGCGAGAUGGAGGAGAGCGGCGGGCUCAUGGACGAAGACGACGAGGUGAACGGGAAAGCGGAUGUGAAAACAGACGACCGAGCCGAGAUGAGCGUGGCGGCCAAGAUGUCUUUGUUCAAAGAGCUGGAGAAGUCCGCUGCCCCUGAGGUCCCGGUUCCGUUGAAGCCUCGCUCAGCAGGUUCUGCUCAGGAACGCAGGACGCGCCGAAGCAACGACCCUCGCUUCCUUACUCAGCCGAUCACCUGCGAGGAAAAGGAGGCAAUCAGCGCUCCGACACCAGCGGGGGUCCGGUCUGCGCCCGUGGAGCCGAAGGAGGAUGAAGACGAGAGCUGCAAGAUGAGCAUGAGGGAGAAGCUGGCCCUCUUCAACAAGCUGUCUCUCCCUGGGAGGCAAGGGUCCGGUCCCCCCGACGGGCCUCCAGAACGGCGGAGGCAGAAGGGGUCUCGGUACCGCACGCAGCCCAUCACGGUGGAGGAGGUCAGUCUGCUGCAGCAAGGCCCGGUCCAGCUCCCCGCCUUCAGUUUGGGCCCCCAUCUGUCCAGCAGGCACCACGUCUCGUCCACUAACCUCAGACCCAGCGAGGUGCGUCUGUCUCAGCUAAAACCCGACGCUGCGGAGCCCGACCCGGUCCACCAGAGCUCACAGAGCUCUGAACCGGGCCUGAAGGGGAUCCUGAAGAAGAACCGCUCCGUGCGCUUGGACUGGAGCGGGCCGGACGCAGGUCUGCUGGACGCACCGUUCGGCCACGAGCGGGACGCUGGACGAGGUCGAGGAGCGGAGACGUUCGGGACGACCGAAGAAGCCGAAGCGAGGCGCGAGACGUCGGGUACGCCGUGGAGACAGAGGGCUCGGAUCGGAAGGGAAACCGUCGCCUGGACACCAACCGGACCCUCGUCAGAACCGGACGCUCUGCGGGACGGGCGCCGUCGGACCACGCCACAGGACGGAGACGCUUCCUGCGAGAGAAACCGCUUCGACUCAACAUGGAGACGCCAGCACGAAGACGAGCGAGAGAACGAGAGGAAGGUCGACGAUGAACAACCCCAAACCCAGAGAAGUGCGGUCGUCUCGGCAGGCUGCGCUCAGAAAAUACAAGAAAGUGAGGAAGCAUCAGAAACCUCUCUGCUCGGCAGCGUCGGCCUUCGGCUCUGGGAGCCGGUCUUUGCCUCGGUGUACUCGGUCCGUGCGCCGCAGUACGUCGUGCGUUUCAGCCAGGCGAACCUGUCGUUUGAGGCUCAAGAAGUCUCCUCCCCGAGGAAGAGUCCGAUCGGGCCUGAGUGGCGACCCAAAACUAAAGGAACUGAGGAUGAGCUUCAGGGACACGAAGAGCAGGACGCUGCCAUCAGGAGCUCUCCUGAAUCAGACGGGGAGAUUUCCACCAAGCUCAGCACCGUUGCUCCGGUCCACCUAGAUGAAGGUCUGCGCAGAGCCGAUGCUCCGGUCUGUGUGGAUGAAGGACAAAGCAGAAUUGAUGCUCCAGUCUGCGUGGAUGAAGGACGGAGCAGAAUCGAUGCUCCAGUCUGCGUGGAUGAUGGUUGGCGCAGAACCGAAGGUCGGAGCAGAACCAACGCUCCGGUCUGCGUGGAUGAAGGUCG
Molecule: messenger RNA, 2340 nt
Organism: Nematolebias whitei (Rio pearlfish)
Lineage: Eukaryota; Metazoa; Chordata; Actinopteri; Cyprinodontiformes; Rivulidae
Product: supervillin
Source: RefSeq, a predicted model, not a curated record